GAUGAUUUAAAUAUGGAUGAAAUUGAAAUUUGGGAAAGUUUAUUAAGGUGGUGCUUUACUCAACAAAAUAUUAAAAAUGAUCCGACAAAAUGGAGCAAAGAAGAUAUUACAAAGAUUGAGAGAUCAUUACAUAGAUUUAUUCCUUUGAUUAGAUUUUAUAAUAUUAGCCCUACAGAUUUUUUUUACAAGGUUUAUUGUUAUAAGGAAAUCUUACCACAAGAUUUGAUUCAUAAUCUUUUAGAAUUUCAUAUAGUUCCUAAUAUGAAACUUAAAACUAAUGUAGCACCUCCAAGAAAAUAUCAAAAAUUUAAACUUGAUUCAACCUUAAUUGAAUCAGAACAUGUUUCUCUUUUUGCAUCAUGGAUUGAUAAAAAAGAUUCCUCAUAUUACAAUAGUAAAAAUUGUCCUUACGAAUUUAAGUUAUUAUAUCGUUCAGGUCAGGAUGGAUUUAAUGCGGAAUCAUUUCAUAAAAAUUGUGAUAAUAAAGGUGCUACUAUUUGGAUAGCAAAAGUUAAAGGCUCAACACAAUUAAUUGGAGGAUAUAAUCCACUUGACUGGAGUGGAAAUGGUAAUAAGAGUACUACAGAUAGUUUUUUAUUUAAUUUUACAGAUGGAAAUGAUAUUUCUUCCGUAAAAUUGAGUCCCAUAAAUAAUCUGAAAUGCGCAGAGGCUAUUUAUUGCUUUAAUAAUCAAGGGCCCAGCAUGGGAAGUUUAUAUUGCAAGAAACCCAAUAAUUGGACUUAUUAUGCUGGUAGUACCACUUACCCUAAUAUAGGUAUUCCAUCAAAUUUUACAAUAGAAAAUUAUGAAGCAUUUAGCAUAGUUAAGCAAUAAUAACACGUGAUGUCGAUUUUGUCCAAAAAUAGUUUCAACAAUCUUCAUUUUCAAAAAUUACAUAAAAUUACAUGAAUAUGUGAUUAUGGUAUUCAUAUCGCAACAUGUAAAUAACCAAUAAAUUUUCUGUAGUUAAAUUACAAUUUCUAAAAUUUUUAUAAAUCUUAAAUUUUAAUUGUACCUUGCUUCUUAGUAGACGGAAUUAUCAUGAAAAUUUUAAAAUAUUUACUAGAGUUAAAUAUUAUCUUGUCGUAGUUUCAAUGGAUG
Rhizophagus irregularis DAOM 181602=DAOM 197198 is the source of this 1101-nucleotide messenger RNA. Lineage: Eukaryota; Fungi; Glomeromycota; Glomeromycetes; Glomerales; Glomeraceae. The record is from RefSeq and is a predicted model, not a curated record.